This is a messenger RNA of Neomonachus schauinslandi (Hawaiian monk seal), 2542 nucleotides long. RefSeq names its product coiled-coil domain containing 117 (gene CCDC117). The transcript has 5 exons. The record is from RefSeq and is a predicted model, not a curated record. Bases 131 to 964 code for a protein of 277 amino acids. Lineage: Eukaryota; Metazoa; Chordata; Mammalia; Carnivora; Phocidae.
GAAGGCGUGACGUGGGGUCGAGAGCGGGAUCAGAGGCGAGCAGCUCUCAGCAGUCGCUGUGGCCGCAGCUGCCGGGCCUGGGGACGCGGGUGGCCGGGGCCGCGGGCGCAGCCUCCUCGUCUCCCCGGCCAUGGCUGCGCUCGGCCGGCCCUUCAGCGGCCUCCCCCUGAGCGGCGGCCCGGACUUCCUGCAGCCGCCGCCGGCCUUCUCCGGCCGGGCCUUCCCGCCGGGAGCGGACGGCGCCGAGCUGGUUCCGCGGCCGGGACUCCGCGCCGCCCCGAGCAGCCCCGGCGGGAGCGCGGCGCGCGGACGUGUGUCAGUUCGCUGUAAAAAGAAACACAAGCGAGAGGAGGAGGAUGAUGAUUGUCCAGUAAGAAAGAAAAGGCUAACUGAAGCAGGGCUCUGUGCUGGUCCUAACGACUGGAUUCUUUGUGCACAUCAGGCUAUAGAGAGUCAUGGAGUAAAUCCGUGCACUAGUGGCCUCUCUGCACCUGGCAUGUUAGAUGUUAUUUGUGAAGAAAUGGAUCAGACAACCGGAGAACCACAGUGUGAAGUUGCCCGAAGGAGGCUUCAAGAAAUCGAGGACAGGAUAAUUGAUGAAGAUGAAGAAGUGGAAGCUGACAGAAAUAUUAACUAUCUCCCCAGUCUUGUUCUUUCUGAUACCAUGAAAACAGGUUUGAAGAGGGAAUUUGAUGAAGUCUUUACGAAGAAAAUGAUUGAGUCCAUGAGCCGUCCUUCCAUGGAGCUCGUGCUCUGGAAACCUCUCCCUGAACUCCUUUCUAAUAAGCCAAAGCCGUCAUCUAAUGCUAAGAACUACACGGGAGAGAGCCAAACUAAGCAUGCAGCUGCCAGCACUGCCUUCCCUGGGAGAACUGAACUGUUCUUGGAACCUCGGCAAACAGGGAUGCCUGUUUACAAUAGUUUGGAGACAGCUGCUUGCACAGAAGAAGAGAUGGAACUCUAGAAACCAGUUUCUAUGCUAAAAGUUGUCAAAUUUUAGAAGGCUCAUGUGUUUAGUAGUGAGUCUAGUUGUAUUUGUAUAGUGUAGGGACUUGAAAGUUUUAUGAAACGGGUGUAAUAAUAUCUCCACCUGUGAUUUGGGGUGGGACUCUAAUUUUGGGUAGCCAUUUCGUGAAUCCAACUUUUUGCCAAGGAAGCUUGUCUCAAACAGUUUUCCACGGGGCUUAUUAAGGAAAUGGAAAUUACAGCCCGCAAAGGCAAGUAUGGAAGCUGUGUGUCUAAGGGUGACUUAAGUCAUCAGUCACAUUGUCUAAACCAUUCAGAUAGUUGGCGAAUAUUCAGACACUUGAAUUUGAAACAAUGCAUUAAGAAAGAAGGAUGCUCCUACUAUGACUGUAUCCUGACAGCCAAGUCAGAACUGUGUCUAUAGAUCGGAGCUCGUUUACAGUGGUGACAUAUUAUAUAUGAUUGGGAAGAGGAGGAAGGAAAGCAGUAGUGUAGACUAUUGCUAAGAUUUAACAGAGGCUCUGAAGCUUAUAUAUUGUCAAUUCUGUGUAGCUGCAUUGAUUAAAUAGCAUUGUGGCUCACUUCUUAGCCUCUGAAAAUGUAAUGAAAAUACAAAGAAAAGGUUUUUCCUUCAAGGCUUUUUUGCCUUGUGCUACUGUUGCUCCUUGGUUUCCCUUGCAUAAUUGAUAAGCCCAGUUAUUCAGGAAUGUUUACAAAUUAAUUAACUUUGAGCGAUUGUUAAAAAGUGAUUGUGAGGUAACCCAUGUGCAAAUUGGCUAUGGGAGAAGCCUCCCUUAAGUAAUCCCAAGAACUGCCAAGUGUGGGAAGCCCAGCACUGAUAGGUAUUUUUUUAAAAAGGUUUACCUAUAUUAGCAAGUUGAGUAUUUUUAGUGUUAAUGUAGAAAACAAUGACGAUAAUUAACUGAAAACAUAUGGGUAAGUGACACUGAGAGUUACUGAACUAGCCACUUUGCCUGGUGCUUUAGCUGUUGUGCAGUAAACCUCAGAGUUAAUAGAGAAUAGCUUCCUGCUAGCAGGACAUCUUCAUCUUGAGGAACUAAACCAGGCUCAAGGUGCCCUUUAGGGAUAACCAGGAUUGAAGUUUUUUAUUUCUCAGGAAGGGCUCUUCUGUGUGGCAAGGACUCAGUAGUGCCAAGUAAAAUAACACUUCCUUUAGUGCUACUGAAUAUCCACUAUAACUUAUUAAAUGAGUGUAAUAGUGUAAUACUGGCCCUUACAUCACACAACAGAAGACCACCCCAGUUCUUUUUGUUUUGUUUUCUGGGUUUCUUCCCCCUUUGUAGGAAUCAGAUACCUUGUAUAGGAAAAAAAUGGCUUAUGCCAAGUAGAGGUGACUUUUUAGAAACCAGCUCCCAGGCAUUUUAGAAACCCAUGCUGAAAUCCCUCCCCUUGUUACAGAUGGCGUAGAAAUAACAAGUCUGUUAAUUGGACUGUUUCUUCCCUUGCCUGUUGUUCCUGCUUUCUCUGUUUCUGUCUGGAUAGUCAGGAAAAAAUUUAAUGUUUAAUAUUUAAACAAUAUUUAAUAUCUACACAGUAAAAUUAUUCAAACUUCAAA